Molecule: messenger RNA, 6144 nt
Organism: Plectropomus leopardus (leopard coralgrouper)
Lineage: Eukaryota; Metazoa; Chordata; Actinopteri; Perciformes; Serranidae
Gene: sspn
Product: sarcospan (Kras oncogene-associated gene)
Cellular component (GO): sarcolemma; dystrophin-associated glycoprotein complex
Source: RefSeq, a predicted model, not a curated record
UGUGGCACUGGAGCCGCUUUAGGAAUCCAGUCCAAAUGUUUUCCAUAUUAGUUCAGAGCCUUCUCUGUUUUCAAAUAGCAGCCGAGCUGGGCUUAUGGUGAGAGGAGGCUUUGGCAGGAAGGGGAAGGGAAGGGGAGAGUGGCAGACGGCAGGCACGCUCAUCCACCCCAAACACUGCAACAGUAAAAGUCGAGAGUACAGAGAGGGAAAAGAGUGUCAAGAAAGGAGGAGAAAUGGGGCAGGGGCAGAAAGGUUCCUCUGACAAGAAGGAGGGCAAGAAGAAGAAGAGAGAUGUAAGCCCAGCGCAAGAGGACGGUCAUAAGUGCAGAGUCUGUCGCUUCCCUCUGCUCGUCGCCCUGCUCCAGCUGCUGUUGGGGGUGGCCGUCACAGUCGUGGCCUUCCUUAUGUUGGCCAUCAGCCCCUCACUUCUGGCUAGGGAGACGCCACACUGGGCUGGAAUCAUUCUAUGUUUAGUUGCCAUCGUGGGCAUCAUCCUAUACUUCAUCACCUACCACCCUGAUGAGAGAUCGUCUUUGCAAUUCAUUGUCAAGCUCCUGUACUUCAUCCUGUGUACAAUCGGCCUGGUAAUUUCAGUUCUGGUCAUAGCGUUUGCUGGACAUCACUACCAACAGACCAGUAGCUUUAUCUGUGAGCUGGAGGGAGAGGACUGCAUGUGCACUCUGGAUAAAGAUGAUCCCAUAGCCCGCGCCUUCACCUACGAGGAAGUCGGCGACUGCGAGGAGAUCACCGGGACGCUCGCACUCUACUUCCUAAUCCAGAUCCUGCUGAACGUGGCCCAAGCAAUCGUCUGUGCCAUCGGUGCCUUUAUAAUGUGGAAACACCGUUACCAGGUGUUUUUUGCCGGCCUUCAGAUUGGCUCUCCCUCUUCCCAGCAGUGGCAGAAGGUUUAAGGUGAUGAUGACGGAGUUGAUGGGAUGAAUCUGAUCAGGUUGGAAGGUGAUGCCAACAGUGUGAUCACACUCUGACAGUUGGGGACAUUUGCCUUUUUUGGUGUGUGCCUAAGUGUGUUUUCUUUGAUGUCAGUUUAUAUUUACCUUAACUGGUAGUUGUACUAUAUUGGCUUUUUGCACAGAUUUUCUAUACCAUGAGUAACUUUAUACUUCUAGUUGCCAAUACUACAAAAAAUAACAUAAAUAGACAAGGAGAAGCAAAACAGUCAGUCUAUUUUCAAAUAUAUAUUUAUAUAUGUGUUCCACGAUAAUGAUUUUUUGUUUGCUUGUUUCUAAUUAUCUUGACAUUUGCUCUCAUGACUCACAGCUCAUGUGUAAUUGCCAGACAAAAACCUCUACUUAACUCAAAAAAUGUACACAGUCUUGGAAAAUUUCCUUUGGUUUGAGCGACUGAGAUUUAAUGAUCAUGAUUAGUAAGGUAGAUAUUGGCCCUAGUUCAUACUAGUUAUGAAGUACACACACACAUACACACACCAUAAGACCUUAUUCAUUUAAUUAAAUAGUUUAUAGGUUGUUUUUUUAUUUAUUAUGGAGAAUAAGCAUAUCAUUUUUUACUGACUGCCUCUAACCAUUUUACAAAAAAAAAACCUAAAGAAGAAAGAAAACCAGUUUGGAGACAAGUUUGCCUUUUAAAGGGUAUAUGUUGCAAAUGGCACUAUCUUUAAUUUAAUGUAGGCUUUUCUUUUUAUCGCUGAGGUGGAAAUCUGAAAUACUUCUGAAAACGGCCUGAAAACGGCCUGUUCUCGUAAGGUGCCCCCCACCCAUCAGAUCCCAGUGCAACCAUACUGGCUGCACUGUCUAUUCUGUUCUAGGUCUAUUUACGCCUCUUUGCUCUCCUGAUGCUUUAAGUGGCAAGCUGAGUGAUGCCAAAUUAUGGUUUGCAAAAUGUUAAAUAACACUGCCUUAAGCUUUGUUUUCACACGUUAAAGAAUUUCAAAUAUGGUCAAAAUGCUGUAGCAAAUAUUAGUAAAGCAUCCUUUUAUGUCUUAAUUCUUAAAUAAUUCUGUAUUAGUUUGUCUGACGCACAACUAGAGAAGCUUAACGCCAUGAAUAACCUUUGUUUUGUCUCUUUUUCUACUACAUAAACUCUGUAAAUAUUGCAUAAAAUCCUUGAUGAAAAAUAACAGCAAAGUACUUUUCAGCUAAAAUAAGUAAGCCCUGUAAUACUCCAAACAGUCCAAAACAGAUCCUGACAGCAGUAACACAAGCUGGGCAGGGUAUAUACUUCAUGAGACUGGAUCCAGACUGAACUGGGCUGUGGCUUGCGAAGGUGGAUGCCAGGCCAGUAGCCAGCAUGACUCAAACAGCCUGUAGGAGUCAAACUACUGCAGCCACAAAGGGAGGGGGGAAGGGGCCGGGGUGAGGAAAGGGGGACUCAGACAGGCAGCUGGACAGAGGUAACUAAAUCAUCUCACGGUGUUUACAAUGUUUCAGUUGUUUUUUUUUUCAUGCAGAAAAGAGCAAAGGGGAUGAAACAGCCAGAUUUUAUGGUUUUAUGUUUAAAAUGCUUCACUUUACACCGACGUUCAGCUUUAUUUUAGACUUACUCUCAUCUCAGCUGCCGACAGCAGUCGCCUACAGUCUAUACAUGCUGAGCAGGGAAUUGUAAACGUGAGGCAGUUUCCUCAACAAGUUAGAUGAACUAUGUGCCCAAAGGGAGAGUGUAAUUACUGUGCAAUGCAAUUUUCUCUUUGAAUCACGGAAAAAAGGCUGAUUGACUGGGGAUGAUGUAAAAAUACUGUCUAUUUUUCCCAGAAUGGGGUGCUUGAGAAAGGAGCAUUUACAUGAAAAAAAGAUGUCAAUAAGUGCAUUUGCUCUUUCAAGACUGUCAUUCUGUUUGUGGUUACAAAUACAAAUAUUUGUUUCAGUAACACACACUUCUUUUUCGUUUCACCACACACAUGCAGGUCAUACACAGAGAAAGCCAAUUCAGACCAAACCCUCACUCAUGUUCAAACAGAUUUGCUUUUGCCGUUAAUUUCAUCAUAAUUAGUAAAGAAUAAAAAACCAAGCAGAAAGAGAAUCUGUGAGCAUCUUUAACUAUGCCACGGCAAGCGCUUUAUACCUAAAUAUAAUGUUAUAAAACUGAUGGGAAAAUGCAAAUGUAGUCAAUUCAAGCAAUAUCUUCCUUUGUGCAUACUAUUUCAUCCGGAAAGGCAUUUUGCAGCUGCAAAAUCUGUUGUUUUUUCUGCAUACAGCACUGCAUUUGAUAUGACAGUGACAUAGCUGUAAGCAGGGAGAACAACAGGCUAUUUCAGCUUGUUGAUGCUGUUUAAAUAAGAACUUUCUUGUUCUCUUUGCUUGCAAACUAGCUACAGAGGACGCUGAAGAGGAUGUGAUGGACGAUGAUAUACUUUACAGUGUUUUGGCUGACUCAGAUAUUUUUUGCCAGAGUAUGGCUGCACGAGCCAUGCAAUAGGAUGUGGCCAGUGAGGAUCCUUCCAGUACUAGAGCUGCUGAGAGCAAACACUGACUGGUGGUGCCUGUCCUCAAAUUACCCUCUGAUACCAACAGAAAGUGAAUCAUGCUGCUGCAAUGAAUUUCGACCUAGGCCCAUUUUUGUUGGUUGCUAUUGUUGAUGCCAACCCCAGCAGACACCAUGUGUGCAUUAAGUUUUACUCUUUGGACAGAGGUGUGCUGGAGACCUUUUUCAGGAACACAAAGAUAAACUGGAAAGUUUUUUGUCACCUAAUGCUAUGUUUUGGUUUGGUCAGACUAGUGCCAUGAGACCAGUAACAGGCUUGGCAUUGUGCUAUGAAAGCCAGAUUAAACCUCAUAAAGUCUUUUUUCUUUCACUUUAUGCAUGCAUGCAUGCACAGGUACACACACACCACACUGGUCAAUAUCAAGCAUGUUCUCAUCAGCGAUGAGGGGCAUUUCUGAGAUUUGAGGACAUUGGGGGCUUUUAAUUUUAAAUAAGAAAAAAAUGCUUCUAAAUGCACUCCAGCAUCUUAUUCCCCUUUAAACUGUAUUUUAACUUUCCAGAUUAACUAGGAGUUGUGAUAUUAAAGAUACCAUUAGUUGUUUUUAAUUCGUAUUGAGUAGAAAAGAUUUAGAUUUAGAUUUAAACGGGAAGAUUUAGAUCAUUUUGAGGUAGCCUACUUUACCUGAGUAUUUCCAUUUUCUGCUACUUCAUACUUCUUUUAAAUCCAAGAGGGAAAUAUUGUACUUUUUACUGCACUACAUUUUUCAUCAGCUUUAGUGACUUUAAAGACUCAGAUUAAUAGUACAAAAUCUAAUCACCUAAUAAAUAACGAUGUAUUGGCAUACGAACCUCAGAGCAGUAUAUAAAGUAUUUAAAAGAGCUCCACCCUUACCAGCAACACAAAAUAUGCCACUUGAAGGACAAAAUGGACCCCAAACUUGUGUUUCUGAUCAACAAUAUAAUAAUUUUUUGAGGGCAUUAACAUGAAUUGAAGAUUAGAUCAAGGGCUGUUAAUAAAACAUCUGACAUCCAGGCCAAAUAACACCACUGCCAGUGAUGACUCAGGUUCACAUACUAUAAAAGAUGGCCAUCCAAAACACAGUGUUCCCACAUAUUUUCAUGGAAAAAAUUCCCAAACUUUUCCAUGACUUUUCAAGGGCUAAUACAUAUAGAUUUUUCUUCUGCCCCACUUCCCCUGUGUUUUUUUUUUUUUUAAACAUAUCAGAUCCAAACUCUAUUCAAACCUAAUUUCAGCGUGCUGCAUCAUACAUUACAUUAUAAAUAGAGCUAUCAAUGGGAGAUAGCUGUAUCAAUUUCAUCAUUUAGAACAAAAUUCCAUGACUUUUCCAAAAUGUUCAACAAUUUUUACUAAUUACAUGACUUUUCCAGGCCUGGAAAAUAUGAGCGUGAAAUUCCAUGACUUUUCCAGGUUUUCAUUACCGUAAGUCGAUAUGAAAUGUAACUACUGAGCACCUGUAGCCUUUGUUCAGUAUCAGAAUGAAACCAAAUCAUUAAUUAUACAACAAGUAGUUCCCACCAGGCAAUCUCAUUGGUCCACAAUUAACUUAGAAAGUGUUCAUAUUUGCAUGACAGCACACCCUCCUCACCACCAGGAGAAUUACUCAUGUACCGCUCUCGGAGAAAUCAUAUCAUACUAAUUCAAGCAGGGAACAGCAAUAUCAACAAUGAUCACUUUCGUAUACAAAAAUAAUGCUUUACGAUAGAAAAUACAGCUGACCAAAUGAAAAGUAACAGCCAAGUCACUAAUGGUAUAAACCACAAACUAACACAAAGAUGACAUCAACCAGCGUAAACAGACACAUUAUGAACAUUGACAAAAACCGCAUCACUGCUCAAAUGACACUAAAGCAAACCCUCUCAUGUUAUCCUGGCACAGCGGCCAACUGUUUCUGUCUUGCGUUUAGUUAACGACAUAAAACACACAAGUAAAACUGACAUGAAGCCAUAAAUGUACACUGACUCACCAAUCUGUAGACCCUGGCUCCUUUUAGAUAACGUCCAUCCGUUGAUAUCAGUCACGGAGCUGGAAAACUGGUCCUCACGGGCGGAAUAACGUUAGCGGUCCACUAGCUAACUGCUAGCAUAGCCAAAUACACUACAGCCAAUCUUUUCUUCCGUCUAAAAACACGUCUUCUGUUUAUUUUCCUGAUGCAGAUAAGUUAAGGAUAAGGUCGUCCCCCUUUUCGUGAUAAAGUCAUUUUUUUGCGUUGUAAAUCCAAUUUUGAAAAAUCGUUCGGUCCUCGGGUGUCCUCGGCCGCCGCCAUGAUAACAUUGAUGUUGACAUACGUUAGCUAAAACGAGCUGUGACGUAAUGACGUCAAAUACAACUGCGCACGUUUCCAGUGUGGGAUCUCGAUUGUGCGGAUUGUACGUUGAAUCAAUAGCCCACACAAUUGAAAGAUAGAAAUCACAUUACAAACAGUAAUAUUACAAAUAUAAGUUUUUUAAUGAAAUAUUUUUGGUGUAGAAAAUUUGAUUUAAAAGAGAGUUUUUUUUUAUAAUUUACACAACAGAGUGUACAGAGAUGCAGCAUACUUUAAACCUUGACUACUUUUAUAUUAUGUUCAACCUUGCUAGAAUCAUUACCAAAUAAAUGAUUAAAAAAGGUUUUGUCUUCUUUUCUUGGGUAAUUGAGGAAGCCAAACUCCACAUUUUCCCCAAAUAAUAUUAAGUCCGAUUGAACAGACACCGACUGAACAUCCACACUAAAGGUGCCUUUAAGGCAGA